GAAAAAUAUCCCCCUUUACAAAGUACAAACACCUUAUUUCGAGAAGCUUCUCAGCUUCAAAGCAGUCGCAAAAACCCUAAUCUCAAGAGUUCCGUCAAACCCUAACCAGUACUACUUCACCGGCGGCACACCGAGCCAAUCGGCGUAACCGCAAAAUGGAGUUCGACGAGUACGAUUAUCUUGAGAAGACUGUUGAGGAAACAAACGGUACUUCAACGAAGAGCAAAGAGAAUAACAACAGUAGCGCUGAGAAGGAGAAGACCGACAAAAGCUAUCGCCGAAGAGAUAGAGACGGCAGCGAAGAACACGCUGUCGAUGAUGAAAACAGAGAGCGCCGUAGCAGCAAAAAGUCUCGCAACGACAGCGACAGCAUAAGAGACAAGGAUAAGGAACGAGAUAGAGACAGGGAAAGGUCGUCGAGGCAUCGAAGUAGAGACCGGGAAUUGGAGAGAGAUAGAGAACGAAGCUCAAAGGACCGUGAGCGUGACCGUGAUAGGGAGAAGAGAGAUAAGGAUAAGGAGAAAGAGAAGGAAAGAGAUAGGGAUAGGGAUAGGAAGAGUAGAGAUCGGGAUAGGGAGCGCGAUAAGGAGAGAGAGAAGGAGAAGGAAAAGGAUAGAGAGAGGGAGAGGUCAAGGAGGAGCAGGAGUCGAUCGAGGAUUGAACGAGAGUUGAGAGAAGCCGAGCGUGAUUUUGAAACACGGGACAGCAGGAGAUUCAAGGAGAAGAAAGAAAAAGUAGAACCAGAAGCUGAUCCAGAAAGGGACCAGAGAACUGUUUUCGCUUACCAGAUGCCCCUGAAGGCAACUGAAAGGGAUGUGUAUGAGUUCUUCUCACAAGCAGGAAAGGUGAGGGAUGUGCGGUUAAUCAUGGACCGGAAUUCAAGGCGAUCUAAAGGAGUUGGGUACAUUGAGUUUUAUGAUGCUAUGUCUGUGCCAAUGGCUAUUGCUUUAUCUGGUCGCUUGCUAUUUGGCCAACCAGUCAUGGUAAAACCUUCUGAAGCUGAAAAGAACCUUGUUCAGUCAACCGCUUCUGCUGGUGCAUCAGGUUUGGUAGGGCCAAAUGCUGCCUCAGAGAGAAAACUUUAUGUAGGAAAUCUUCAUUUUAACAUGACAGAGUUACAGCUUAGACAGAUUUUUGAAGCUUUUGGGCCAGUAGAGCUUGUACAAUUACCUACAGAUCCCGAAACAGGACAUUGCAAAGGAUUUGGGUUUGUCCAAUUUGCUCAACUUGAACAUGCAAAGGCAGCUCAAAGUUUGAAUGGCAAGCUUGAGAUUGCGGGUCGCACCAUCAAGGUUUCAUCCGUUACUGAACAUGUCGGAGUACAAGAUGCUGGAGCUAAAACUGCAGAUUUUGAUGAUGAUGAAGGAGGGGGCUUGGCAUUGAAUGCUCAGUCAAGGGCCAUGCUUAUGGCAAAAUUGGACCGCAGCGGUGUUGCUUCAGGUGUUACAGGUGCACUUGGAGUUCCUGCAAUUAAUGGAGCAGCUCAGCCAGCAAUGAGCAUGCCAAUGGGUGGUGCAACAGCUUUUCCGAAUAUGCUCCCAACACAAGUCAUUUCUUCCAUGGCUCCUGAACCCAUUGGAAUUCCCAGUGAAUGUUUGCUAUUAAAAAACAUGUUUGAUCCUGCAACUGAGACGGAUCCAGAAUUUGAUUUGGAUAUUAAAGAUGAUGUAAAGGAGGAAUGUUCGAAGUAUGGCAGGGUCAAGCAUAUCCACGUGGACAAGAAUACCUCUGGUUAUGUGUACUUGCGGUUUGAUAGUGUCGAAGCGGCAUCUCGUGCUCAACAAGCUAUGCACAAGAGAUGGUUUGCUGGCAGAUCUAUUUCAGCCAUAUUCUUGCAACCGUAUGAGUAUGAUGCCAAAUUCAAAGGUACAGGCUGAGAGGGUUCAGACGGUGGACGAUCUAGAAUGUCUGUAGACUGCUUAUUUGUUUAUUGUAUUUGCAAAACGGCAGAUGAUUUUGUAUUUAAGUUCGGAUCCUAUUGAAUAUCAAAGACAGGUUAAAAGUACUGUAUACGCAGACAUGAUGUUAUAGGUGUUACUGAGGAAGGUUCUGUAAUUUGACAGCAUUCUCAUUUUAAUCAACCGAGACACUUAGGGCUCAAA
Lycium ferocissimum is the source of this 2102-nucleotide messenger RNA. RefSeq lists its product as uncharacterized. Gene Ontology annotation, molecular function: RNA binding. The record is from RefSeq and is a predicted model, not a curated record. Gene Ontology annotation, cellular component: nucleus. The transcript has 13 exons. Bases 156 to 1877 code for a protein of 573 amino acids. NCBI's taxonomy places the organism in Eukaryota, Viridiplantae, Streptophyta, Magnoliopsida, Solanales, Solanaceae. Gene Ontology annotation, biological process: mRNA processing.